Molecule: messenger RNA, 2547 nt
Organism: Phragmites australis (common reed)
Lineage: Eukaryota; Viridiplantae; Streptophyta; Magnoliopsida; Poales; Poaceae
Exons: 3
Coding region: 215-2215 (666 amino acids)
Biological process (GO): double-strand break repair via nonhomologous end joining; interstrand cross-link repair; protection from non-homologous end joining at telomere
Molecular function (GO): 5'-3' DNA exonuclease activity; damaged DNA binding
Source: RefSeq, a predicted model, not a curated record
ACUAUUUUUAGAAGAUUUCGAAGACGAAUUGACGAAUGACGAGAAAGAAUGAGAGUGAAACUGUAUUCGUUCAAAAGACUAGGGAGGAGGCGCUCCCGCCCGCUCCCUGAAAAAAAAAAAACAACUCCCGCGUCCCGCCUCCCUCCAAACUCCAAAACAAAUUGGGAGGGUGGCGCGGCGGCGGCGGCGGCAAUCUGUUGCGGAGACGGGAGAGAUGCCGAUCGAGCUGCCCCGGGGGCUGCCCUUCGCGGUGGACACGUGGACCCCGGCGUCAUCGCUGAAGCGCCACCGCUUCCUCACCCACGCCCACCGCGACCACCUCGCCGGCAUCACGGCCACCACCCUCUCCUCCCCCGUCUACGCCUCCCGCCUCACCCUCGUCAUCGUCCUCCGCAUCUUCCCUCAGCUCGACCGCGCCGCGUUCGUGGAGGUGGAGGUGGGCGCGCCGCCGCUGCGCGUCCCUGACCCCGACGGCGACUUCACCGUCACCGCCUUCGACGCCAACCACUGCCCCGGCGCGGUGAUGUUCCUGUUCGAGGGCGCCUUCGGGACUGUCCUCCACACCGGCGACUGCCGCCUCACGCCCGACUGCCUCCACGCGCUGCCCCUCCUCUCCUGCCGCAUUGACUACAUCUUCCUCGACUGCACCUUUGCCAGGUGCUCCCUUCAGUUCCCCACCAAGGAAGACUCCAUCCGCCAGGUGAUCAAUUGCAUCUGGAAGCACCCGGAUGCGACGGUGGUUUACCUCGUGUGCGACAUGCUCGGCCAGGAAGACAUCCUCAUCGAGGUGUCCAGGGCGUUCGGGUCAAAGAUAUACGUCGACAGAGAGAAGAAUUCAGAGUGCCACCACACCUUGUCACUCGUCGCGCCAGAGAUCCUCACCGACGACGGUGCCUCCCGCUUCCACGUGAUACCGUUCCCCCGGCUCUCGGAGCGGGCAUCCGACAUCCUCGCGCUGGCGCGGGCGAGGGGGCAGCCAGAGCCGCUGAUCAUCAGGCCGUCCUCGCAGUGGUACGCGUACUACGCGCCACCAGAGGCGUCGAUGCAGCAGAAACUGGUGCUGACGGAGCCGAUGCGGGAUGAGUUCGGAGUGUGGCAUGUCUGCCUCUCGAUGCACUCGUCUAGGGAGGAGCUGGAGCAGGCGCUGGGGAUCCUCCGGCCUAAAUGGGUCGUCUCGACGACGCCUCCGUGCAUGGCAGUGGACCUGAGCUAUGUCAAGAAGCACUGCUCCCUAUCCCGGUUGGGUCCUGAUGAUCCCCUCUGGAAGUUGCUCAGGAUAUCUGAUGGAAUGCCUACUCCUGUUGCCGGGUCCCUGCAGGCAGUGCCGACUGUCGUAGAAGCCGUCGGGAAGAGUGAGGAGGAAAUCACUUCUUCUUUUGUUGAUGAAUCUGGCUCUGGUGAUAGCAGCCUGAUAGAGAUCACAGAACCAACACUGGAAGAUUUUGAGAUCAAAGUGGAGCCGCCUGUGGCACUAUUCGGAAGGGCGAGGUUUGGAUUACUACAGGAUGAAUCUGAACUGUGGAAAGAUGAGUAUGGGAGCGCUGAAGUGAUCGAUGUUGUCGAACUCGAACCCAAGGAUUCAGCUACAGAAACUGGGUCGUGCAACAGUAGCAGGCCUGAUGAGAGCAUCGAAGUAAUUGAUUUGAAUGAAGUUGGAGCAAAGGAGCAGGAUUCAGCCGCAGAAUCUGAUUUAUUGAAGGACUGCAAAUCUGAUGAUGUAGUUGAUUUAACUGAAGAGGAAAGGAGUUUGAGCACGGAGUCUGAACUUCGCAAGGAUGUCAACUGUGAAGAGAGCAUCAAAGGAAAUGGUGAAGCUAAAUUGGAAGCUCAAGGACAGAAUUUGACUGUUGGCGCUACUUUGUGGGAAGUCUGCAGAUCCAUGGAUAGAGGUUCGAUGACUGAACAAGGUCAAAAUAGAACUGAAGCGAUCGAAGAGAUUCCAGCAAUGCAUAUUACAGUCUCAACGAAAAUCAACCGGGAGGCAACAGAGGAUGGCACGACUUCAUCAGAAAUUGGCAACAACAAGAGCUCUUAUGACUGCGGAGCAGCGAGUGAUUCCUCCUCAACUGUUGUCGGACCAUCAAAGGGUCUUAACGCGAACCUAAGGAGGCUGUACAGGUCGAUGAACGUGCCGGUUCCUCGGCCCCUGCCGUCACUGGUUGAGCAGAUGGGAGCCUCCAAGCGUCCCAGAGUUUCCCAAACUGCACAGCUGUAGGCUUGCAGCAGAUUAAUUGUUUUGUUGCUAUCAGAUACAAAUUUCUGCCGAACCUGUGUAGCUACUUGCAUUGUCACUCGACAACAAAUUCAGAUUGACUUGAUAUUUCGAACCAAACGCUGACUCUCUGCGUCAGUGAUAGUUGCUGAUGCAUAGGUUGUUCUUCGUAGGAGGAUAAUGCUGUGAGGCACUGAUUUUGUACUAGAUUGCUGAAAAUUUAAACAAAACAUGCUGGCCAUGGCUCAAUUUGCAUGCAACGUCCAGAAAAUCAGAUGGGACAAAAUAUGUCGCUUUCCAUGAUGAGGUUAACGAGACCCAUAUUGCCUAUGUUU